UCUGCAUUGCCACUCUCUAUUUGCUACGCACACACGCUCCUACCUGCCCCCUUCUCAGUUCUUCCUGGUGGUAUGAACUUUAGAUGCAGCAGUGAAGUGUCGAACUGUUGCGUGUCACAUCUGCCAGAGAAUUCCUGAGUGAUUAUUGACGGUGACUGAAGGUGGACACACCUCUCUACCUAUCAGUCUCUCAGUCCUGGCUGUCUGUCUGUCUACAGGACAAUGUUAUAGUCUUCCUCAGACUAAAAGAGGCACAGCUCUUUUGCCCAGGAGACCUCCAAGACACAUCCAGUAGAGUCGAUGUCAAUGUAUGUAUUUUGUUACUCGUUGUGGAUUUUGUGGAACCCGGGAAGAGUAGCCGCUGCUUCUACAAAAGCUAAUGGGGACCCAAAUAAACAGGCACUUGAGGAAUCAUCCGGCCAGAGAGCCAGCAGCAGCAGAAGAUUUAGAGAAAGAGACAGUGGUUUCAGAGACAGCUGGUAUAGUGGGAGAGAGGAUAUAUUACCUUUACUGAGAGGAGGAGGAUACAGUGUUCUAGACCACACAGCAGAUCCCUGACAACACGCUCAAAGCAGCAGUGAGGUCUCCACUUGUCUAUUCUGGCUUUCACCUCUUCUCUCCCCUCUCUCAGAGCCCUCCCUCUUACUCUUUCCUGCCCCUCUAAUCUCCACUGUCCUUCCCCUCCCCUCUUCCUUCACCUCACACCUCAAUUUUACCCCUUUUUCUUCUAUCUCCUCAUCCCCCACCUCUCCUCCCCUAGGUUCUGGGAGUGACGCGGAGACGGACUCAGUCUUCAGGAUGGCGGCAGACAGUAACAAGGAUUCACUGCACUACCGCCGCUCGCUGGUCAUCGAGCCUAAAACGACCACGCAGUUCAACCAGUUCCUGCCCACCAAGGACAAGCCAGCGGCCUAUGUGCCAGCGCCGCUCCGCAAGAAGCGGGCCGAGCGCCAUGAGGACAGCCGCCGGAGCUGGGCCAGCCCCAUGUACACGGAGGAAGAUGGCACCUUCACCAGACUGCUCCAAAAGCGCGCAGUUGCUAACGACGGGAGCAAAUCAAUGACAGACCUUGCAGUGGACCAGGCAGCCCUGAAGCAAGUAUGCUACGAGGAACUACAGAAGAUCAGAGAGCAGGUCAAGGAGAACGAGGACCAGUGGCAGGAUGACCUCACCAAGUGGAAAAACCGUCGCAAGAGCGUCAACUCUGAUAUUGUGAAGAAGAAAGAGGAGAGGGAGCAGAUUGAGCAGACCACAGCGAGCAGCGGAGGAGGGAGCGGUGGUUUCCUGAGGUCCAACCGGAGCUCCAUCGGCAGUCGUCUCAACUCCCUCGCCUCCCUGGACCAGGACGUGUUUGAAGACUCCGCUCCGGUCCUCCAAACCCGUACCCUCCCCCCCAGGAGCUACACCAUCGACUAUACCUACACCCCCGUUGACCGCCCCAGUCACACACCCCCCUCCGUGCCCCACCCGAGAGAGGAGGACCCCGCCCCCACUGCCACCAUGGCAACUGACAGGGCCUACUCGCCCUCCAGGGGUGACAUGAGCAACAGUAGUGACCGUCCCUCCGGUUCAGGUAGCGACAUCACAAACAACACUACCACCAUCGGUCGUACCUCAAACUACAACCGCUACGUUCCAGCCCCGACCCCCUCGGAGAGAGCCCCGACCCCUUCGGAGAGAGCCCCGACCCCCUCGGAGAGAGCCCCAAGGGGAGCCCCGACCCUCUCGGAGAGAGCCCCGAGGGGAGCCCCAACCCCCUCGGAGAGUGCCCCGACCCCCUCGGAGAGAGCCCCAAGCCCGGCCUUGCGGUACACCAGUGCAGCCAAGACGGAGGAGACCUCCAGCACCACCACCGUCACCACCCCCAGCUUCCUCCCAAAACUACCCGAGCCCAGGCGCCCGUGGGCGGGCAAGGUGGCUGAAGAAGUGACCACUUCCACUGCUGGUGGUUCUCUGUACAAACUACAACCACAGUACAACUCGGUGGCGAUGGAGCCAAAGCCUAUGCCUCCCAGUGUGUCUCGGGUUUCUGCCUCUCUCCCCAGGAGCUACAUGAAAUCGGAUAGUGCUCUCCUCACCUCUGUCGUCACGCCACGGCCUUUCGGGAGCCAGUCCACCUGCAUCGCAUCGCUGCCCCGCGCCUACACCAAAAACGGCGAGAUGGAUGUCACCAAGAAGUCGUCCGUCCCCAGCCGCUAUAGCCAGGUCAUGACCUCCGAGGACGAGUCACGUUCCCACUCCAACUCUGCCAACAGCAGUGGAGGAGAGGAAGAGGAGGAGGAAGAAGAAGAAAAGAGAGAGAGGGUACGGGGAGUGAACCCCACACUGGCCCCUACCCUGGCCCCCUCUCCUGUCCCUUCUCAGGCCAGGAGUCCUUUCACUGCACUCCAGCCCCCGAAAGUGGCCUCCCCAGCCCUGGUCAGUCUUGUACGUGCAAAGGACACAAACCAGGAGAGCUACUCUGACAUGCGAAUCAGUCUGAACCAGAAGCCCAACAGCAGUCGAGACUUUGGCUUCCAGACAGAGUGGGACUCCACUGGAGCUCACGUCACCUCCAUCCAACCAGGCAGCCCAGCGGAGCUGUGCCAACUGCAGGUGGGAGAUGAAGUGCUGGCGGUGAGCGGGCACAGGGUGGCAGAGAUGAGCUACGGCGAGUGGAAGAGCAGCACAGAGCAGGCCCUGCAGCAGGGCAGCCUCACCAUGGACAUACGUCGCCACGGCAGGAACAACUGGGACAGAGACCUACCUUCCCUGCCGUGUAAAAGCCAUAAGACCAUCAAUCUGACCAGUAUGAAUCAUCAUCCAACACUUAUAGGUUCCUCCAACACAGCCACUGUUAACUCAACCACCAGCUUGGCUUUCACAUCUCAGGGAUCCAUAGAAACCACCAAGGAAAUCGCCAUCCAACAAAUCAUUGAUGUGGCAUCCAUUGGAGUGAAUGGAGGUUUCCAUGACGAGACGGUGACCAUGAGAAACAAAGAGUCUGUAGAACCAAUAUCUUUGAAAAACUUAAAACGGAGGUCAGAGUUUUUUGAACAAGGAGGAUCAGAUUCUGCGAUAUCAGAUAUGCCCGUUCCCUCCAUCGCUCCCUCCUCUAACCACUGGUCCUGGGACCUGGAGGAGGAGCGCCGGAGGCAGGAGAAAUGGCAGAAAGAGCAGGAGAGACUUCUACAGGAAAAAUACAGCCGUGACCAGGAGAAACUGGAGGAGGAGUGGCGUCGGGCCCAGCAGGAUGCUGUGACUGAGGGGGGCAGACACCACCAAGAAGAGCCGAGCAGCAAGAGUAUCAGCCUACUCUGCCCUCUCCGCCAGCCCAUCCUGCCCUGGGAGGAUCAGGAGGAAGAGAGGAGGAGGAGGAGGAAAGAGGAGGAGGAGGCACAGCGAAGACAGGAGGAGGAGAAGAGGAAAAUGGAGGAAGAGCAGCGAUGGCAGGAGGAGAGGAUGAGAACGGAGGAGCGAGAUCUGCUGCGUCUUCAGAAGGAGAGGAAGAGGGAGAAGCAAAAGGAGGAGGAGAGGAGACAGAGGAAAGAGGAGGAGCUGAGAUGGCAAAGGAGGAAGGAGGAAGAGAGGGAGGACGAGAGGAAGCACCAGGAGGCUGCUAAUCAACAACACAUGGAGAAUGCCAGAAUGCAGGAACAGCAGCAAUGGGUGGGAGACUCCUGUGGCUAUGCCAAGGUCCGGCCUGAGAUAUCAAUGGCAGACAGGGCAAAGUCCAAAUCUACUCCAGAGCUAGACGACGUGGAGAAACCAGAGAAUAAAAUGAGUGUGAACACACUGUGCCCAGGCUGGUACGGCCGCUCGGGGGGCAUGGCCCAGAAGUUACUGGAGGAGGAGUUGAGACGUAAAGCAGACAAAAAUGACCAGAGUCUCCGGGCUGCGUCAGAGCUGGAGUUGGAGAGGAGAAACAUCCUGAAUGCCAUGCGAUACAGAGAGCCAGAAAGAGUGACUAGCAGUGGUGGGCUGGGUGAGGCAUCGUGGAGGAAUGGCCAGCAGAGCCUGUCCCAGGCAGAGCUAGAGAGGCAGCAGAUCCUGCAGGAGAUGAAGAAGAAGACCCAACUGGCCACAGACAACAGCUGGAUCCGCCAGCGCACUACCACCAGCAAGGACCCCGCUGCCAGCCUCAUCAGCAGAGGUGAGUCUCUGGACAACCUGGACACUGCACCCCGCUCUUCUUGGCGCUCAUCGUGGUCAACCUCAUCCAUCCCCAACUACAGCUCGCCUCACUCAGCGCUUUCCAGCCUCAACACCACAUCCUCCCACGGUGAUGGUGGCUACGGCGGUGGUGGCUACAGCGGCAGCGGGGUCGGUGGUCGUCCAGGCUCAGCCACCCUGCCCUUCUCCCUCUCCAUGAGCUCCCUCAGAGGGGCUGGGGGGAGCAACCCGUCUCCCUGGUCCCAAUGCUCGCCAUCGCCAUCUCCCUCCCCCACUACUUCUCCUGGCCUCGAACCCGAGUCACGCCCAUCCUCGCAGCAACGCAGCAGGUCAGUGAGUGGCAAGAAAAUCUGUACGUUCUGUGAGACGGCGCUGGGCAAGGGAGCCGCCAUGAUCAUCGAGUCCCUGGGACUCUGUUAUCAUUUGACCUGUUUCAAGUGCAUUGAUUGUAAGUCCGACCUGGGAGGAUCGGAGGCCGGAGCUGAGGUCAGAAUACGGAACCGACAGCUCUACUGUAACUCCUGCUACAUGCGAUUCAAAACUGGACAGCCAACCUCCAUGUGACAUCGCUGUACUACAGCAGAUUGAGGAAGAGACAAUUCUUGACAACAACCCAUGAACACUGCAAUCACGACAACAAGCCGUAACACUUUGCUAGAUGACAACUUUAGAUGUAUUAAUGUGUAUUAUGAUUCUGCAAAAAGCCCUUAUUCUUCAAUGAACUACUAUCUUAUUAUUUCUUGUUACUGUAUCCAUGAGAGGGUGAGAUUGACAAAAAAAAGUUAACAUGUUUAUUUCAAAGUAGUAUUAUCCUGAUUACUUCAUAUUUCAGAAACGUAAGAGUUUUCGUGCUAGGCUGUGGGAAGCCUGCGUUUUCUUCUCCUUUGGGGUUCCUUUUCACCUGUGCCUUUUUUGUUUGUGAUGGUGGGAAGAUUAUUUAGAUUAAAUGGAUUCAAAAUAUAUAAAAAAACUGGCAUGGUUGGUUAGAGAGAGUGAGCAAUUAAUGGGGAGUUGUUGUUCUUUCUCAUUAAUUGAGUGAAUCUUAUACAUUUGAGAUGUUAAGAUAAUUUUUGCCAGAGAAAAAAUAUAUAAUAUAUGGGAUUGAGGCAAAUGUUGUUCAAUAACAUUUGUUAAUAAAAAUUGUGAUCCAGA
Molecule: messenger RNA, 5304 nt
Organism: Salmo salar (Atlantic salmon)
Lineage: Eukaryota; Metazoa; Chordata; Actinopteri; Salmoniformes; Salmonidae
Product: LIM domain only protein 7
Biological process (GO): regulation of cell adhesion; regulation of signaling
Molecular function (GO): protein binding
Source: RefSeq, a predicted model, not a curated record